Molecule: messenger RNA, 3054 nt
Organism: Physeter macrocephalus (sperm whale)
Lineage: Eukaryota; Metazoa; Chordata; Mammalia; Artiodactyla; Physeteridae
Gene: SLC6A8
Product: solute carrier family 6 member 8
Exons: 12
Coding region: 958-2871 (637 amino acids)
Biological process (GO): neurotransmitter transport; sodium ion transmembrane transport
Cellular component (GO): plasma membrane
Molecular function (GO): creatine:sodium symporter activity; gamma-aminobutyric acid:sodium:chloride symporter activity
Source: RefSeq, a predicted model, not a curated record
AUCAUGUCCUGCGUGGGCUUCGCCGUGGGCCUGGGCAACGUGUGGCGCUUCCCCUACCUGUGCUACAAGAACGGCGGAGCCUGGGCCUGGAACACUGGGUGCCUGAGCCAGGCUUGGGAAGCCUGCAGCCUGGGCCGCCUGGCGCCGCCGCUGGACACACUGCAUGCACACCCCAUGCCCGCCCGCCUGCCCGCCCCAGCCCAGCUUAGCAACAGCGAUGGGCACGCGUGUGUCCUGUGACUGCAAAGCAGCACCAGGGUUGGUGGGAAGCCGCAGUGACUAGAUGACGGGUGGGAAACUGAGGCCCAGAGAGGAGGCCUUUGCCCAAGGUCACAAGCAAGAAGGAUGCUGAGACCAGAAGCCGAGCAAGCUGCAACCAAGCUGAGCUUUUGAGUAGUGGAGAGUGCCGAGCGGGGGCAAGGGCGGGGGCCCGGAGAGGAGAAGGGCUCCCCCAGCCUGAGGGCCCUGCCCGCCGCCCCCAACCUUGUCUCCUCUGUCCUUGCUCACAUGCCCUUUCGGACACCCUCCCCUCUGCCCACUGGCAGACGACUGCUGCCCACCUACCCACCCACCCUCUCCCCUGCACCUUCACACUUGCAGGCAAGAGUCUGGGUGCCGGGAUAGGCCAGGGCUCCCUUCCCCUCGCCCAAGCUCGGCAGGUCCCCGGGCCUGAGCGCCGGCCACGGAGUGGCUUGUGUCCACAAGUGCGUGUGUCCUCCGUGCCCAUUAGUUAGGGCACCGUAGGUGAGUAGGGGCAGAAGCCUUGUUAGGGGACCCCGAGCCCAGGAAACAGGGCUCUAAGGGCCCAGGAAACAGGGCUCUAAGGGCCCAGGAAACAGGGCUCUAAGGGCCCAGGGGCUGCCGUAGGCCCCUCGACACUCCACCUCCCCAAGACUGUUCACCUUGGGCCCCUGAGUCAGCAGCCACCCCUUGCACUGAUUCACUCAGUGGGAAGUUAUGAUGGGGCCCGGGUGGAGCCUGCAGCUGGGGCCCCACCCGCCUCCCAGGGCUUCUGAAAGCCAGGCUGCCUGGCCUGGCCUGGCUGAGGAGUUUGGGUCAAGUCCCCACCUGGCUAAGGGGCCGCCCUGUGCAAGUGGCCACCUGGAGCUUCGUCCCCCAGGUGUGUUCCUUAUUCCCUACAUCCUGAUCGCCCUGGUCGGAGGAAUCCCCAUUUUCUUCUUGGAGAUCUCGCUGGGCCAGUUCAUGAAAGCCGGCAGCAUCAACGUGUGGAAUAUCUGCCCCCUGUUCAAAGGCCUGGGCUACGCCUCCAUGGUGAUCGUCUUCUAUUGCAACACCUACUACAUCAUGGUGCUGGCCUGGGGCUUCUAUUAUUUGGUGAAGUCCUUCACCACCACGCUGCCCUGGGCCACGUGUGGCCAUACCUGGAACACUCCCGACUGUGUGGAGAUCUUCCGCCACGAAGACUGUGCCAAUGCCACCCUGGCCAACCUCACUUGUGACCAGCUUGCUGACCGCCGGUCCCCUGUCAUCGAGUUCUGGGAGAACAAAGUCUUGCGGCUCUCCGGGGGGCUGGAGGCUCCGGGGGCCCUCAACUGGGAGGUGACCCUGCGUCUGCUGGCCUGCUGGGUGCUGGUCUACUUCUGUGUCUGGAAGGGGGUCAAGUCAACAGGAAAGGUCGUGUAUUUCACCGCUACAUUCCCCUACGUGGUCCUCGUCGUGCUGCUGGUGCGGGGAGCGCUGCUGCCUGGAGCCUUGGACGGCAUCAUCUACUAUCUCAAGCCUGACUGGUCGAAGCUGGCGUCCCCUCAGGUAUGGAUAGAUGCCGGGACCCAGAUUUUCUUUUCUUACGCCAUCGGCCUGGGGGCCCUCACGGCCCUGGGCAGCUACAACCGCUUCAACAACAACUGCUACAAGGAUGCCAUCAUCCUCGCACUCAUCAACAGCGGGACCAGCUUCUUCGCUGGCUUCGUGGUCUUCUCCAUCCUGGGCUUCAUGGCCACAGAGCAGGGCGUGCACAUCUCCAAGGUGGCGGAAUCAGGGCCUGGCCUGGCUUUCAUCGCCUAUCCCCGGGCCGUCACGCUGAUGCCUGUGGCCCCGCUCUGGGCCGCCCUGUUCUUCUUCAUGCUUCUGCUGCUUGGCCUCGACAGCCAGUUUGUAGGUGUGGAAGGCUUCAUCACCGGCCUGCUGGACCUCCUCCCGGCCUCCUACUACUUCCGUUUCCAAAGAGAGAUCUCCGUGGCCCUCUGCUGCGCCCUCUGCUUUGUCAUUGAUCUCUCCAUGGUGACCGAUGGCGGGAUGUAUGUCUUCCAGCUGUUUGACUACUACUCGGCCAGCGGCACCACCCUGCUCUGGCAGGCCUUCUGGGAGUGCGUGGUGAUCGCCUGGGUGUACGGAGCCGACCGCUUCAUGGACGACGUGGCCUGCAUGAUCGGGUACCGACCUUGCCCCUGGAUGAAAUGGUGCUGGUCUUUCUUCACCCCGCUGGUGUGCAUGGGCAUCUUCAUCUUCAACACGGUGUACUACAAGCCGCUGGUCUACAACAACACCUACGUGUACCCGUGGUGGGGCGAGGCCGUGGGCUGGGGCUUCGCGCUCUCCUCCAUGCUGUGUGUGCCCCUCCACCUCCUGGGCCGCCUCCUCAGGGCCAAGGGGACCGUGGCUGAGGUCAGUUCCCCGCGCCCCGUCUCCCGCACACCAUCCCACCCUCCCGUUGGGUCGAGACAUGACCUCCAGAGCGCCCUGCCCCUUCUCCCACCCGCCGCCGCCGCCGGGACAGACCGUCGUGCCCGGAGCCUCUGGGCCUGCCCGGAGCCUCUGGGCCAGCUCGGACGGGGGGUGUACGGGAGGAGAGUUGGCCCUCCAGGGCCUCGCUCAGGUGGUGGCGGCGGCGGAGGAGAGGCCUGUCCCUAGCCUCUGUUCUAGCAGCCACUCGGCCCUCCACUGAACCCUAUUUCCCUAGCGUAGGGAGCGGGGCCUGGUCAGGAGGGGCGCGGCCGGCCCCGGGCCCCAAGUUGGUGGCAGGCGGCGGGAAGUGGAGAGAGGCCAGGGACAAGCAGGUGCCCCUCCCCAGGGACUCAACGUGUGUCCCUCUCU